AUGGACCGUACGGGGGACAUGCUCUUCUCUUUGAAGGGCCUUAAUUCUCGAGCUCGACAUAUUAUAUCACAUGAUGCCAAUAAGGACUGGUCGUCGACGAGAUAUUAUGGAGAGCGUUGUCUCAACUUUAAUGCCUAUGCUGUCAGUAAGGAUGAUUAUAAAAUCUCCACGAUCGCGCUUCUAGGUAGUAGCAGAUCGCAGUCUGAUAUUUAUGUCAGAAGCGACGAUGACAUUUCUUCUGUUCAUUGUGCCUUUAUCGCCAACCACAGAUCAGGAGUCAUAAUCGUUGAGGAUAGAUCCGGGGGAAACACUCGAAUAUAUCAAGACGUUGAUUCCAAGAAGAACAUGGUCGACACCAGCCGUCGACUUCCGCGAAUUGCCGUAAUGAGGAACUACAACACCGUUAUUUGUCUCGGCAAACCCGAAAACGAAGCCAGAUUCGAGAUCAAGUGGAACGUAGAAAUCGCCGACAUCAAGAAUGUCAUCGCGUCACGGGUCGCGGCCGCUCACCCGUCUGUACGGGCAAAAGGUAUGAUUGUCUUCCCGGGCCAGACACCGGCGACAGGAACGCACCAUAUCCGGCACUGCACGGUCCAGAAGCUCGGGUGCGGUGCUUUCGGUCAAGUCUUCAAGACGGUCGACGCGGUUUCAGGGGAUUUCAUAGCUGUCAAGAUGUUAAAGGGUCCGUCCAACCAGAACGAUCCACGCUGGAGACAGCUCAUACGACUCACGCGGGACCGCGAAGUCGGGCUUGUAUCUCAACUCAACUGUCCUUACAUUGUGCAGUAUCUCGGCUCGCAGGGAUGGUCCUCUGGAAACGUUCAGAUAUUCAUGCCUAUGAAGGCCGGGACCCUGCACGACCUGGGUGAACGGCAGCAGUCUCCUGAACAAAUGGCCGAUAUCGCACAUGCGGCCCUUCUCCAGAUGCUCGCAGCGAUCGACUUCCUGGAGCUCAACGGGCUCGUCCACCGCGACCUGAAGCCGGACAACAUCCUGUACGAUGUAGACCGCCAGGGCCGGUACAAUUUUCAACUGGCAGAUUUCGGCCAGGCCAACCUGGCGUCGAAGGCGAAGUCCAUGGCCGGGACGAUCGUCUACAUGGCGCCCGAGGUGCACGACAACACUUUCGCGCAGACUUCCAAGGUGGAUGUCUGGUCUCUGUUCCUAACCAUGGCAUGGUUCUUCAACGAGGGCCAAUUCCGCGACAAACUUGAGUCGAGCAGGAUGCUCACCAACCAAGAAACUUGCAGGAUAGCCCUGGAGGUCGCGAUUGGUAGCCAUAGCAUGUAUUUCAUGCGCGACAUGGCCAUCUACGAGCCCAAAUACCGUGCCUCGGCCGCCCAGAUGCUGACCUCGUUGGAUAGAAACAAUAUGAUCUCUUCUCAACCGGCUCGACGUCUCCCAUCGAAUCAUUUCGAUAUGUGGAUGAGUCUCGUUACUUCAGGGCGUAGUCAAUGCAGUCAAGCUGUCAUGAGCCUGCUACACCCUCACGGGUGGCAUUAUUAA
This is a messenger RNA of Hypoxylon fragiforme, 1506 nucleotides long. RefSeq names its product kinase-like protein. The record is from RefSeq and is a predicted model, not a curated record. Bases 1 to 1506 code for a protein of 501 amino acids. NCBI's taxonomy places the organism in Eukaryota, Fungi, Ascomycota, Sordariomycetes, Xylariales, Hypoxylaceae. The transcript is spliced from 2 exons. Gene Ontology annotation, molecular function: protein serine/threonine kinase activity; protein binding; ATP binding. Gene Ontology annotation, biological process: protein phosphorylation. Gene Ontology annotation, cellular component: cytoplasm.